This is a messenger RNA of Brassica oleracea var. oleracea, 2047 nucleotides long. RefSeq lists its product as uncharacterized. Lineage: Eukaryota; Viridiplantae; Streptophyta; Magnoliopsida; Brassicales; Brassicaceae. The transcript is spliced from 11 exons. The coding region runs from base 260 to 1726 and encodes 488 amino acids. The record is from RefSeq and is a predicted model, not a curated record.
UAAAAAGCAAUCGAGAGCGAAGAGACAGCUUCGGAUUAUCCGUCUUUUCUUUUCCGAAUGUGCAAACUUUGAGAAAAAUAUUGUAGUUCAAAAGAGGAGAGAGCUUGGUUUUGUUUCCCUGCUGCUUUCGAAGAGAGACCACAAGAUGUGGAACUGAGAUUUUUCUUUCUCUCUCUCCACAACCUUCUCUUGAGUGUUUCUUCUUCACACCUCUUUUUUUUUUUGAGUGGUGAAGAGAGGAGACAGAGAGAAUCGAAAAAUGGAAGAUGUGAGGCGUGGAGGAGCAACCAAUCGAUUUUCCAAUAAACUAUCUCGAAAGUCAAAGAAAGGAAUGUUGAAGAAACUGGGUUUAUCUGAUGCUGAGAAGAUGAUGCGUUACAAGUGUCCUUCUUCAGAUUUAGAAACUGACGUCUCUUCUAAGAAGAAGAUGAAGAAGUCUAACCUUCCCAGAAAGGACACUAAUGGUGUGGAUCAUCAUGCCUCUGUACCAAGGAAGCUUCGUUCAGCCAUGAAGAAGAAGAAUCUUGAAUAUGUUAAGAAGAAAAAUCAAGAAAUGGAUGCAAAAGCUAAAAUUCCUGAGUCCAUUUCAAAAGAUGAGAAAGAAGUUGCGGAGACGCUAUACGGUUUAGCUGAUAUGUUUACUGGCACUGACUCCAUUCAUAACAAGACUUGUGAUUUGCCUGAUGGCAAAGAAACCAGCAAAGUUGACUCAAUCUUGGUUGUGGAAACUGAAUCACUUGAACCUGCGGCUUCAUUUCUCUCUUCAGCCAAACCUAAGCAGAUUGAUGAGGAGCCGUUACAGCAGCAAGAUCAUAACCAAUGCAGCUUAACUGGAUUGAAGCAAAGCAGCUCAGUGAAUGUGAGUGAUGCAGCUUUAAGCACAAGAGCCAUCGAAACAAAGGUUGCAACAAGUGAUAUCGACUAUAAGAGCAACGUUCUUGCGCUGUGGCCUGGCAUAUCUUCAACCACUCUAUCCAGUUCCCACGUUCUUUCAGAGCCAUCUUCUACAAAGCUUCCACAUUGGAUGAUGGGUCAAGCUGUUUUUCAUACCAAGAAUGCUUCACUCUUGAUUGAACCGUUAAAAGUCCGUCCAAGAAAGUUGAAGAGAUGCGCCUCUCACAUUUACAUUUGUCGUCUAAUCAAAGCGUUACAGACCAGUGAGAGUAGUCCCGUGGCACUUCUUAACCAAACCGAAGAAAGAUCUUUAAAAACGUCAUCCAAGAGGUAUCAAAAUCCACAUCUGCUCGAUUUAGGCAAGACACAUAACCCAAAACCCGUGCAAGAAAACAUGACUCAGCUUGAUCUCGAGCUUUAUGCACCACACACUACACAGAAACAGAACUAUGACUUCCUGUCUCUCUCAUCACACUCUCAUUUCCCGUUCCCAAACUCAUUCACACCUGCGCCUUCUAGCAAUCAGAUGCAGCAAAUGUCUCCUUAUCUAGCUAGUCGAUUCCAAACCGCUUACAACGCAACCCAACAGCAACAGCAACAGCUUCAGAAAAGGCUGUGGGCUGCACAUUACAGACCACCAACAAGUAGAAACAUUUUGUCAAACCAAUACAGUAAACCAAGCCUCUCCUUAAACCUAACUAGUAUUCAACCUCUGCACGUUGCUUCCUCCCCAAGGUACAGCAACAAUAUAUCUCAACAGCAAUAUCGUCUCAUGGCUGCUUCUGCAGCAGCAAUGUCAAUGAGCCAUCACCAUAACAAUAAUCAUUCAUGAACGGUGAUGAACAGACAAGAACACCAUUUCCCACUUAUCUACGAAGACACACGAACACCACUGCAACUACUCUGCAACGAGCAGUCGUGAAGAUGUUCUGCUCUAUAGUUAAAAACAGAGUUCUGUUUCUGUCUUUGCCGGAGUUUGAGAUGGUGUUUUUUUCAUCAGGUGGUGAAAAUAGGAUGAACUAGGAUUUUCAGAGAGAGAUGACUGAACCCUACUUGUUUGAGAAAACUCUUUAAUGUCGCUUUAUGUAAAUGAUCAACGUGUUCUGAAAAGGAUAAAGUUCCAAGUAGAUUUUUAAAGGAUCUUUUGGGUUUU